Messenger RNA from Phaeodactylum tricornutum CCAP 1055/1, 1572 nucleotides. RefSeq lists its product with no specific name. The coding region runs from base 386 to 1531 and encodes 381 amino acids. Lineage: Eukaryota; Bacillariophyta; Bacillariophyceae; Surirellales; Neidiaceae. The record is from RefSeq and is a predicted model, not a curated record. The transcript has 2 exons.
UUCGUUACUCUUUGAUAGAGCGCGAGCUUCAACGAAUUAUCAUCACGCGAGUAAAAUUCUUGUCGAUGGCGAGGGAUUGAGAUCUCCACACUACCUUUUUUUAGGAGCAAAAGAGGGUGCACGACUGAUUUCACUACGACUGCAUAUUGAGUUACUCCUCUACGCAUCGAGUAACAAUCAAGGACUAGCCACGUCGCACAUAAAUUUUGGCCGUUGCAUUUGAGAGCAUCUCCGAUGAUGAAGCACGAGCAUAAAGUUGCUGGAUCUCCCGUCACAGAGCAGCUUAAUAAAGAACGACGACCUCGAUAGACAUAAGGGUCGUAAAAUAUCCUGUCCAUUUAGAGAAAGACAAAUCUGGGCGACUGUCAUUGAGCUCCAAAUCAUAAUGACCCACUGUAUCGACACCGCUGGGGUUGAGGAGGCUGCUUUGCAGAUGGACGAAACCACUCUGGGAAGCACUGAACAUGGCGACAAAGAAUCACCAGCGACAUUAAAUUGCAAUUUAGAAUCGUCCGAUUAUUUGAAAGACAUUGUCUUUGAAUAUGAGGAUGAAGUGCAUCCUCGGCAACCGGACACCUUGCCUGCCGUGACAGGGGAAGGAGAAGAGGAACGGGAUUCGGAAGACGACACGGUAGUAGUGAGGUGGCAGUUGCUACACAAGCUACAAACUAUCCUGGUAAUUGUUGCAGCCACGGUUGCCACGUUUGGUUUGCACAACUACCUUUCAGUCUUCAAUUCCAUUGCAGCGUCAGGCUUGGUUGGUCUCGUGUCUGGUCUUGUCUUACCACAAUAUAUGGCACUAGCUGCUUUCUGCGGUUCCUUUGCCGGUAUGGCAACUUUGCAAGUCAUUCCCAGUGUUGUUGCUGCGAUAUCACUCGGAUUCUUUUGUGCUCUGGUCGUGCUCGUCUUUGACUACAAAGGCUUUUUGCUCGGAAUAGGCGGACGUCUGGGUUUUAUUGCGCUGUGUGCUUGUACCAUGCAUUUUGUGCUUUCUAUCAUUGUUGUCGCUCCGUCACCGGAGGCUUCCCUCGUCGAUAUAUCAAGCUUUCCCAGCAUAGAGGAAUUCUUUCCAAUCAAGUUAUUUCGAGUCCUGUCAACAACAAUAGUCGGUAGCAUCUUUAUGAAGCUCUGGAGAUUGACUUUCGCUCGCCUUGAAGGUUCUCUAGCGAAAUGUAUGGCCCAUUCGGUUGUUGCCUCGAGCGCAACGGGGAUCCUGGUGGCAUGGACAUUACCAUUAUGGGCUACUGGCCCAGUAUACUGUGGUUCUUUUGUAGCGAUGGCCGCUCCGGAGGAGCUUCCGACCAUGAUGUCAAUAGUCUCGGCCGCGACUUUGGCCGGAUUGGCGCAGUUGGCUUUGGAUGGUUUUUUUUUGGGCGGAUGGGGUGGGAAAUUGGGAACAGCAGCUUUGAUAGGCGUUCUUUUGUAUAGAAUACCUGUUCGGCUAUUGGCUGAGUGCGUAGAUAGCCAAGAGGACGGAAGUGAAAGUGAUGCAGGAAACAAACCAAACGUACCGGGGAUGACUGAAGUCUAGAUGUAUGUGUUCUUGUAAAAAUUAUUUUUUUUUGAAAAGCU